AUGCAGGCCUUCAGCUCUCAAUCUGUGCACCUGAGUGAGUGGCAGAAGAAUUACUUUGAAUUGACAUCUGGCACAUGCUCACCAGAACAGAAGGCAGAUGCAUACCGCGCACAGAUACUGCGCAUUCAGUAUGCACGGGCAAACUCGGAGAUCUCUCAGGUCUGUGCUGCCAAACUCUUCAAAAAAUAUGCAGAAAAAUACUCAACAAUUAUUGAUUCUGACAACGUUGAAACUGGAUUGAAUAACUAUGCGGAAAACAUUUUAACUUUGGCACCAGCUCAGCAAACUGACAGUGACAAGUGGCAGUCUGGGUUGACAAUAAGUAAUGUUUUCAAAAUGAGUAAUGUGCAGGAGAUGAUGCAAGCUGGCAGAAAAUUCAAAGACUCUCUGUUGGUACCUGCUGAGGCAUCAAUAGUUAUCCGUAAGGAGGCCAGUAUUUUAGAUUUUCCGAAACUUGACGUGUAUGGGUCUAGAGAAAAUAAGCUUUCAACUAAUUCAAGUCAUGGUACAGAUAAGACUCAAGACACCACAGAGACCAUACCUUCUUCAGAGUGUCCUCAGAAUGUCCUGGCACCUGUGGUGACUAACACUAAAACUUGCCCGACAUUCUCAGUGCCUUCAGUGCCUUCAGGUGAAUCAAACACUGCAAAAUUCCUUGCUACACCAUUAUUUGCACAUGUCAAAAAGGAGAAUCACAACUCUCCAAAUGCCAACGUAGGACUAAAUGUGUUCUCAUCUAAUCAGUCUUGUUUCUCUUCUGGCUGUGAAGAUCCAGGGGAAAGGAAAGUUUUGUGUGGUGUUAGUGCCAGUUACAUUGAUACACUUUCCAGUCCAGUACUGAGUAAGGCUUUUAGUAAAACGGAAGGUAAUUGCCAAAGGCAGGAGAGCAGCCUGCCUACCUUUAAGACUGCCAGAGAACAACUGUGGGUAGAUCAGCAAAAAAAGUACCACCAAUCCCAGCGGGCAACAGGGUCUUCAUAUGGAGGUGUGAAAAAGUCUCUGGGAGCUGGUAGAUCUCGAGGAAUAUUUGGAAAAUUUGUUCCUCCUGUACUGAAGCAAGAUGGGGGAGACCCGAGUGGGGGGAUGCAGUGUAAAGCUUACGGCCCAGGGCCUACAGAACCAUCACAUCCAGUUGAUGAGCGUUUGAAGAACCUUGAGCCAAAGAUGAUUGAACUUAUUAUGAAUGAGAUUAUGGAUCAUGGACCGCCAGUAAAUUGGGACGAUAUAGCAGGAGUAGAAUUUGCCAAAACCACAAUAAAGGAGAUAGUUGUGUGGCCCAUGCUGAGGCCAGAUAUCUUUACUGGCUUAAGGGGACCCCCUAAAGGAAUUCUGCUCUUUGGUCCUCCUGGGACUGGUAAAACUCUAAUUGGCAAGUGCAUUGCAAGUCAGUCUGGGGCAACAUUCUUUAGCAUUUCUGCUUCGUCCUUGACUUCUAAAUGGGUAGGUGAGGGGGAAAAAAUGGUCCGUGCAUUGUUUGCUGUUGCGAGGUGUCAACAACCAGCUGUGAUAUUUAUUGACGAAAUUGAUUCCUUAUUAUCCCAACGAGGAGAUAGUGAACAUGAAUCUUCCAGAAGAAUAAAAACUGAAUUUUUAGUUCAGUUGGAUGGAGCAACCACAUCCUCUGAAGAUCGAAUUCUAGUGGUAGGAGCAACCAAUCGGCCACAGGAAAUUGAUGAGGCUGCUCGGAGAAGACUGGUGAAGAGGCUUUAUAUCCCCCUCCCGGAGGCCCCCGCCCGAAGGCAGAUAGUGGUCCUUCUCAUGUCCAAGGAGCAGUGUUGCCUGAGGGAAGAAGAGAUUGACCUGGUUGUGCAGCGGUCUGAUGGCUUCUCUGGGGCGGACAUGACACAGCUGUGCAGAGAAGCUUCUCUGGGUCCAAUCCGCAGCCUACAAACUGCUGACAUUGCCACCAUAACUCCUGACCAGGUUCGACCAAUAGCUUACAUUGAUUUUGAAGACGCUUUCAGAACUGUGCGGCCCAGCGUGUCUCCAAAAGACUUAGAGCUUUAUGAAAAUUGGAAUAAAACUUUUGGUUGUGGCAAGUAA
Molecule: messenger RNA, 2043 nt
Organism: Chrysochloris asiatica (Cape golden mole)
Lineage: Eukaryota; Metazoa; Chordata; Mammalia; Afrosoricida; Chrysochloridae
Gene: FIGNL1
Product: fidgetin-like 1
Exons: 1
Coding region: 1-2043 (680 amino acids)
Molecular function (GO): ATP binding; microtubule severing ATPase activity; ATP hydrolysis activity
Source: RefSeq, a predicted model, not a curated record